This is a messenger RNA of Cotesia congregata, 987 nucleotides long. NCBI's taxonomy places the organism in Eukaryota, Metazoa, Arthropoda, Insecta, Hymenoptera, Braconidae. The record is from the annotation of a GenBank genome assembly.
AUGCCAUUAGUUCAAAAGGAUUUGCAAAUACGAGAUGGCGAAAUAUUAAUAGACAAAUUAGAUAUGAUUGAAGAUACAAAGGGCAAUGCUGGUGAUCAAGGUCGCUUAAUGGUAACCAAUUUACGAAUCAUAUGGCAUUCACUAAUGCUACCUAGAAUUAAUCUGAGUAUUGGUUAUGAUACAAUAAUUAACACAUCCACUAAAAUAGUAAAUGUGAUUCAAGGAAUGACUACCCAAGCUUUGUACUUACUAACAUCAUUUAAAAACUGCAAAUAUGAAUUUAUUUUUACAAAUUUGAACACAAAAAAUUUCCGGCACUACACGUCAGUUACGGGAGUUUUCAGAGCAUAUAUGUCUACAAAAACUUAUCGUGAAAUAAAAUUACGCGGAGCUUUUAUUCAAAACAAAUCACUUAUAACGUUACCAUCAGAAAUUAUAAGUAGUUCGACUCCUGGAGUUUGGAAUUUGUCGACGGAACAAGGCAAUGUUGGAACAUUUUUAGUGACGAAUAUUCGAAUAGUAUGGUUUGCAGAUAUGAAUCAUCAGUUUAACGUCUCCUUACCGUAUUUAGCUAUGGAAAGUGCAUCUAUUAAGUCUUCUAAAUUUGGACCAACCCUUGUAAUCAUAAGUACAAAAUCGAGUAAUGGUUACGUUUUGGGAUUCCGCGUGGAUCCAGUACAAAAAUUACAUACUCUUAAUAAAGAAAUUCAGACUCUUAAAACAUCUUAUGAUAAAAGUCCAAUCUUUGGCGUUGAAUAUACUUUUGAGUACCAGGGCGUCAUUGAACCUGAAGUAAAGGAAGAGGUAACUAAAGAAAUACAGGAUAGCAACGAUGAAAUUUCUAAUGUAUUUGGUUUAUAUUUUGCUGAUGACGGAACAAAACAACAUCAACCUCAACUUGAUUCAUAUUUAGGGCUUGCAGCUGAAGAACCAAGACCGGGAAUUUCUUUACAAAGUUUAUGGGAAUUAAUACCUGGCAAUCCAUAA